AAUCUUAUUCGCAUUAUCGUCACAAUCGAUCAAAAUAUACUCAUUUUAAGAGCGAUAACAGAGAAAAAGUUGCAUCGUUUCACGCAUCCAAGGAGGAAUUAUAUCUAUAUUAAUUUUAUUAAUUCACCAUUUUCACUUGCUCAGAGUAAAGAAAUUUUAAUUAAGAAAAUUCAAUCGUAAAUCUUUCGUUUCAAAAAUUCAAUUUUCUGGAAGUCUCUUUAAAUAAACGGCGGUAUUAUGACAAAAGAACUGACUUUGUCUGACACGCGAACAUGUAACUCUUGGCACGCAACGGUCAGACGGUCGCCUCUUAUUAAUUUCUCGCUCUCCUCCUCGCGAUAAAUUUAUCGCGAUCUCAUGAUCGGCAUGCGGCAGUAACGUUCGUCUCUGCUGCGAAACUUUCACGAUGCUGGAGAUCGGUGUUUAGCUCUUUUUAUUUCGCCUAAUCCACAUGUGCAAUGCGCGUGAUGCGCGUGAUUCGAGCGCUUCAACGUUAAUGACGAUGCAUGUAUAGGAUGUCCUGCAACCUUGCGACCUUUAUAAUUUUAAUGACAAGUUUCUCCCCAAUUUGGAGUCGAUCUUUCCUUGGCGAAAAUGACGAAGGAAAUCGUCGUUUUUGCCUCAACUAUUUAUUUCGAAUGCUAAUUAUAUUUAUAAUUUUAAACAUUAAAAUAAAAUUCCAUUGAGGUUCCUUCGCUGGAGAAACAUUUUGUCCAAGAAUACGUUAUUAAAAUUAAGAUUGCAGAUUGCGGAAUAUCUCGUGCAGACGUAUCAUUCCGAUUCGUCACGAAUUGCAUGCUGAAAAUUCUGUAUCGCAGCGGCCGAGCCCACGAGACAUAUCACGACAUUGUCAAAGGAAUUUCCUACAACGUCUAUCGCAUUUCUUCAUUGUUCUCUCUGAGAUAACAUUCUGCUCUGUAACGCGAUUGCGCUGAUAAAAAACAUUUCGCUGGAACAGAUGGCACGAACGGAACGGCACUGGUGCAAAAUGCGGUUCAGGCAGACCAGCCGGCAGACUCCGACAACGCCAGCGUCGGAAGUGGCAAUUCGAACCUUAGCACUGGUGCGCUUCAGAAUAUCAGAGAACAAAUGGCGGCAUCUCUGGAACGGAUGAAAGAGCUGGAGGAACAGGUCAAGGCGAUUCCCAUGCUGCAGGUGCAAGUCUCGGUAUUGAAAGAGGAGAAGCGCAAUCUUCUGCGGCAAGUGGACGAGCUGAGUAAAACGAAUUCCUCCAACGACACCCUGCACAGGCAUCGCAGUCAGUCGUUCUCGGAACAGCGCACCACCACCCUGCGAAAUCUGAAGAACUCUGGAAGCGUGUCUACCAGGGACAUGGGAACCAUGUGCGGCGUGAUGACAAGGGACGUCGGGGUAUCGUACCAGCCGGUUCGAACGAGAGACGUCGGUAUGAUAACAAGCACGCCGAUCAAGCCGUUACAAAAAAGUCAUCUGCGAAUCGAGGAGAUCGUGCCCGAGAUCCAGGACCAGAGCGCCGUACUGGCAGACGAAAAAUCAUCAAACCUCUCGAGCUUUUGCGACUCUCAACAUCGUAGCUGGAAAUUAAAUUUGACCCGCAGUCAACUGAUGCUGGAGGAGAUCCUGCCGGAAAUACGAAGGAAGCAGCUGACAAGAACUCCGCUUCAAAUGGAGUCGAUACUGCCCUGCAAUGAGAACAAUGUGAUCAAUCGCAAAACUAUAAAAAAGACGCGGGAUUUCGGCGUCAACACGGAGAAGAAAUCCAAGAGUCUUCAGUGCAGUCACUUUUUAAUCGAGGACAUCGCACCGGAGGCGAAGAAAGAGAUCAAGAAGCGUUCUUGCAGCACAACAACGAGAUUGAGUAUGAAAGAUGUCCUGACGAAGGAAGACGCUGAAUUGCUUGUGGAGCACGCUCUACGGAAUUACAAAAACAGUUUGGUCAAAGACACUUCUUCCAGAGGCAUUCAGUGCAGUCCGGAAAUGCCGAGAGUCGCCGAGAAGCGGGAUCAGGCGAUCCAGGUGACGGAACAGUUUAAAAUGCGCUCGCACGUGAGCGUAACCGCCAAACCGACGACAUCGGAGGUCGGGAUCGGAGUCAGAUUCGGUUCUUGCACUAGAAGCGUGUGCGUCGGACCGGAUCCAGUGGCGGUGCAGCCACCGGUGUCGUUGAACUCGAUGAACUCGAGAAGUCGCUCGUUCAACUACGGCGACACGCGAACGAAGGCGAAAUCCAAUAAAUCGGUAGCGGUGAUGGUGGAAGACUUGGUGACAACUAUCGCUCGCGGCACCGACACUUCCGGUCUCACCCCAAGGUGCCGGGACUUUGGCACUUCGACGGUGAAGAAAACGCUGGUCGACGUGUCGGUCGGCGAGUCCGUGAGGCCGCACAUCUCGAUCUCUUGCGCGGCGAAUUAUUGCGACAAUUGCAAGGAAACGAUCAAAAGUCUGGCGAAGCAAAUCGCGAAUAAUGCGGAGAACAGCCUGAAUUAUCAGAACAGCAACAUGAUAUCCAGGAUCCCGAGGCCGUCCCAUAUUCCCCUGAAUACCAGCGAUCACAGGCGGCAAUUCAAACGCCAGGACACCUACACGAAAAUACCAGCCGUCGGUGUGAUUAGAUACGACGCGGACAAUAAAGAGCAGUACGACAGUAGCAAUCGCAUUCAACAAUUGCAAUCCGAGAAAAUCAAGGAUGAGAAGAUUGCGUCGGAAGAGAUGCGUAACGUGGAGAAGGAGGCGGAUAACGGGGAGAAGUCCGAGCUACCAGAAUCGGCUCUGUUUCAACCGAUCCAAGAUAAACCUAGGAAGAAGGUCGAGCCCUCGAAAGAGAUGCAGGCCGCCAUGAAGGUGCUCAACGACAGUAUCAAGAAGUCACCUAGCAGAAAUAUCUCUCAUCAGCUUAAGAACGCUACCAAUAUUAUACAGCAAGAAUGGUUCAAAAUAUCCAGCACAUCUAGCGCAAAUCCGUUAGAUGUCGAGGAUUAUUUGGAUCGUUUCGAGGAAUGCUCCAGCACCCUGCUGGAGUACAUCGUCAACAUGACGGACACCAGUGGAAAUACAGCGAUGCACUACGCGGUCUCUCACGGCAAUUUCGACGUGGUGUCUAUAUUGUUAGACUCGAAAGUCUGCGAUAUUAAUAAAGCAAACGUGGCUGGUUACACGGCUGUGAUGUUAGCUGCUCUGGCAGAAGUCAGAAAUUCCACGCACGCCUCGGUGGCAAACAGAUUGUUCCAGCUUGCCGACGUCAACAUCCGAGCAAAAUUGCACGGGCAAACUGCGCUGAUGUUGGCGGUAUCGCACGGACGCAAGGAUAUGACGCAACUGCUCCUGGACGCCGGAGCGGCGGUUAAUAUCCAAGACGAGGACGGUAGCACCGCGCUGAUGUGCGCCGCGGAGCACGGCCACACCGACAUCGUGAGGCUGCUCCUCGCGCAUCCAGACUGCGAUCCAGCUAUCGUCGACGUGGACGGCAGCUCGGCCCUGAAGAUCGCCCUGGAGGCGGGGAACCGCGACAUCGGAGUGCUACUUUACGCUCACGAGCGCGUCAAUCGGGGCAUCAGCCCGUACUCGACUCUGAGGCGAAGCAGAAGAGGUUCCAAGCCGACGACGCCUACCGGACCGUCUCCGUCGGCUCCAGCUAGCCCGGCGCCAUCGCGACGCCUUCAUUCGUCCAGCGUUUCUCUGAAUACAUCGAAAUAUUCCAAAUAAUUCCAAUAGCCAGAUCCUUUAUAAGAUUUUCUUAUAGAUUCAUCCGUCAUGAUUUUUCUCUUCGCGCAUUAUUUCGAACUUAAUAGUAACUGGCAAGCGAGUCACAGUAUAACCGGAACUUCAAGUGUAACUUUUCUUUUGUACGAUCUUUUUUAUGUUCUCCUACAAGUUCUGGUUUAUAUACGAUGUAUAUUAAUUCUUACAUUCGUGCUAAGAACAUUAUAUACGUUCAACGAUAUGUUGAAGUCCUCUUGCCUAACGAUCGAUUCAUUUCGACGUGGAACUAUAUUGUAUAAUUAGAAAGUCAAGAACAAUGCUCAACUGUAUAUAUCUAUUCAGGGUAACGUUGGAAAAAUCUUGUAAUUUAGUUCAUAGUAGAGUAAUAUCUUUAGGAAUAAUCCAUCAUAGGUGCUGUUAGACAUUUUGACGAAUCUUUCAUAAAUCCUCCGUAAAUUUUAUACGAUUUCGAUUGUGCAUACCCUCGGGGAUUUUUCUCUCAAGUGGGGGUGUAGAAGUACAAAAUACCUAAUACAUAUGACGAUACAAUCCACAGCAAAAAAAAUUGAUUGAUUUUUUUUCUUCUUGACUCUGUGGCAUUGAACAUUCCAAAAAAAAAGAACGCUCGUCAAUCCGAACAAUUUCUUACGAUAGAAAUUUGUACAGUAUUUAAUAUACCCACAGAAUUCAGGCCUAAUCUCAAAUAAUUACUCUUUGGGAUCAAAUUGUCAGUAUCGUGUGUACAUAUGUAUUUUUAUGUACACACGAUGUAUAGGUACACCGAUAUGCGUAGAGAAACAUUACGUAGUGAUAUAUGUAAUAAAUGUAUAUGUUAUAACAGUGUGAGAUUUUUACGAUUUCAACGAUUGACGACGGCGUUUUCACGCGCGAGCAACAUCAAACAUAUAUAUGUACUUAUCAUUGUUCUACAUUGAGAUAAAGAUGUUAGAUAGCGAAAAAUUGUAUAAAAGUAGUAUAUCUAGUUGUGAAACUUACGUCGAAAGACUUAUGAAGGAAAUUUAUGUUUUUUGGACUUGUUAACGAUUUUCAUAUCGAGAAUUUUAUAUACGAUCAUAUCGAGAUGUUAAUGUACGUUUAUUUAACCGAGCAAAUCGUCAUCACAAGAACAUCUAAUAAAAAUCGCGUUCUACUAACGUGAAGAAUAAAAUACAUUGAACAUUUUUCUUAUAAGGUUGUGAAUAGAAUUAUAAUUAAAUUAUUUAAGUUCGAGAGAAAGAGAGAUCAAAGAUCCUCAUAGUUUAACGUUAUCGUAAGUGUUUCUCCAUCUUUGAGAGUAAUUCUAUGAUGAUUGUUGGCGUGAGAUAUAAUUGUCUGUAUAUCAAAUGUGUAGACAAUGUAUGAAACACACUGAUACCGUAGGAAUUAUCUAGAAAGUAGAAAAGUACUCCUUAUUGUUUGUGCCUUUAUAUUUAAUAUAAUACUAUUAAUAUAAUAAACUGAAGCACUGCAGGUGAUUCCUUCAAAUGCC
Wasmannia auropunctata (little fire ant) is the source of this 5167-nucleotide messenger RNA. It is a transcript of the gene Kank, whose product is annotated as KN motif and ankyrin repeat domain-containing protein 1. NCBI's taxonomy places the organism in Eukaryota, Metazoa, Arthropoda, Insecta, Hymenoptera, Formicidae. Gene Ontology annotation, biological process: negative regulation of actin filament polymerization. Gene Ontology annotation, molecular function: protein binding. The record is from RefSeq and is a predicted model, not a curated record. The coding region runs from base 1090 to 3681 and encodes 863 amino acids. The transcript has 7 exons. Gene Ontology annotation, cellular component: cytoplasm; cytoskeleton.